ACAUUGUCUAAAGAUUUAAGUAAUCUUCUCGAUGAGGAAGAAGAAUAUAACGUUUUAAUCACUGCUGGUACUGAUGACAACGCCAAAACUUUCAAAGCUCACACCGUAAUCUUACGUUCUCGUUCUGCUUAUUUUCGUAAUGCAUUAUCGAAUAUUUGGGCAAGAAAAGAAUCAAAUUAUAUUGUAUUUACUAAGCCAAAUAUUUCUCCGGAUGCAUUUGAUGUUAUUUUGAAAUAUAUUUAUGGUGCGACUAUUGAUCUACCAGCAAUCGAUAUGCCAAUACUUCUUGAAAUUUUAAUUGCCACUGACGAGCUUUGUCUCACAGAGUUAGCCGCUUCUCUUAAUGAUUCAUUUAAGCAUCUCCAGCUAUUUUGUAUGGAAAUUAUUCAAAAUAAACCAAAUGUAGUAUUCAAAGCCAAGGAUUUUGUGGACAUUGGUACCAGUUUGCUAACUACUUUGUUAGAACGUAGUAACUUACUCAUGCCAGAAAUUGACGUUUGGGAUGCUCUUAUCAAAUGGGGAAUGUUCAAUACAUCUCCUCCUCUAGAUCCGAAUUAUAAAACUUGGCCAAAAGAUUCUUUUGAAAAAUUACAAGAAACUUUAAUUCAAUUUAUUCCUCUUAUUAACUUUACCGUAAUUUCUUCAAGCGAUUUUUAUCAUAAGAUCUUACCAUUUCAACUUGUACUUCCCACUGACUUAUUCAAAGAUUUACUUAAAUUUCAUUUAGUACCUCAAAUUACUCCAUCUCAUCCAGCUUUACUUUCUCCAAAAAGAAAUCAAUUACUUCAAUCAAUCUUUAUUAAUAAUACUCAUACUGCUUGGAUAAUGAGUCAAGUUGAUUCCAAGCUUUACAAUGGAAAUAAUCAAAAACUAUUUCCUUAUGAUCUUAAAUUAUUAAUACGUGGUAGUAAUGGUGGUAUGUCUGAUGAAGCCUUUCAUAUGUAUUGUGAUCAGAAAGAUGUUAAUAAAUCUAUUAUUAGUAUAGUAAUGAAUCCUAGCAAAGCAAUUAGAAAUACUCAUGGUCCUUCAUUUGGUGAUGGUGAUUUGUGGGUAAAAGUUUCAACCAAUUUUACCAAAACUAUGGCCCUUCCUAGUUUUUGUAGGCAGAAAAGUUAUACCAAAAAAAUUCUUGAUUUGGAUAAAUUUUUUGUGGAGGAUUAUGAAGUAUUUCAGAUUAUUAAAAAGACAAAUGUUAUUUAUUUAUAA
This is a messenger RNA of Scutellospora calospora, 1206 nucleotides long. The record is from the annotation of a GenBank genome assembly. Lineage: Eukaryota; Fungi; Glomeromycota; Glomeromycetes; Diversisporales; Gigasporaceae.